CCACAUCACUAACCAAAUACCAAGUCUUAAAGCUGGUCAAUUUAAACCUUCAUGAACCUUCCUCUUUGUAAAUUGUAACACCCUCUUAUGAUAUAAACCACCCUCUUCAAAUCCAACCCAUAAGCCAGAACUUCACACAUUUUUCAACUCCCUUUUACAAGUCUUCAAUUUCCAAAAAUCUCUCCCAACCCUAAAAACCAGGAAAAAAACAAGGUUUUCUUCCCCCUAGUUUUGAUUUGGUCUUUUUCCUUCAAAUUCUUAGCUCAAUCAGAGAAAUGCAGAAUACCCUUUUGAAUCAAACCAAAGAAAGUUUGCAACUUUCACCCAAGUUUGAAGUUUCAGCUUGUGGGGUGGGUGAGUUCAGCGUUGGUCACAACAACAGCAACAACAGAACCAUGAAAGGAAACAACGGUUACUUGGUUACCAUGGGAGCUCCAUCACCCCGAUCCAGACCGGCCUGCACGUGUUCGAACCGGCCCGGUUCGGUUCGGUGCGCUAGACAUGGGUACGUGGUGCCAAGUGAGAGGAUGAAGAAGCGUGUAGCAAGCAAAGAGAUUCUGAGGAGAGCACUGACUCCACCACCUCCAAGACGGUUAGGACUUAGAUGGUUGAAUUUCAGGCCUACCCCUAGCAGGCUCUCUAACAUGUCCAUGGCCUGAUUUUAUUUUUCUUUGGAUCUUUUUUUUGUACAAUGUUUUAGUUUUCAGUUAUAACAAUCCAAUGAAAUUCAAUUAGGUGGUUACUUCUUACUUGGGGUAUUCUUUACAAGGUUUUAAUUUGGGGGAUUAAUUUUAACCUAGUUUUGGAGUUUAAUUAGGUCCCCUAAUUUACUUUUUGUUCUUAUAUUUGAUAAUGAUAAUGAAAUUGGGUGCUAUAUGCAGAUUUCCUUGGGUA
Molecule: messenger RNA, 894 nt
Organism: Arachis stenosperma
Lineage: Eukaryota; Viridiplantae; Streptophyta; Magnoliopsida; Fabales; Fabaceae
Exons: 1
Coding region: 276-659 (127 amino acids)
Source: RefSeq, a predicted model, not a curated record